GCGUCGUGCGCAAACUGCCGCAAGUGGAUCGGCGGCCGCGUCGUCCACGCCAUGGACACGACUUGGCACCCCUCGUGCUUUGUCUGCUGGCACUGCGACGAGCACCUCGAGCACGUAGCCUUUUACGAGCACGAGGGCAAACCCUACUGCCACUUUGACUACCACGAGCUCUUUUCCAAGCGCUGCUUCCACUGCCGCACCCCCAUCGUCGACCAGCGCUUCAUCACCAUCAACGACCCCGAGCUCGGCGGCGAGAACAAUGGCGGCGGUGGCGAGCGGUGCUACCACGACUUGCACUUCUUCUGCGCCAACUGCGGCGACCCCUUCCUCGACCCCAAGGCGUCUGGCAGCGUCAGAUUCGGAGGACGAGAAUUCGUCGUGCACAAGGGCUACCCAUACUGCGAAAAGUGCCACGUCAACCUGCACAAGCCCCGGUGCAAGGGCUGCAAGAAACCCAUCGCGACCGGCGACGUCAUCACGGCGCUCAAGUCCAAAUGGCACCCCGAAUGCUUUUGCUGCGCCUUUUGCAACAAGCCCUUUGAAUCCGAGAGCUUCUUCAUUGGCAAGUCCGACGGCAAGCCCUACGAUGAGGCCUGCUACCGGAUCAAGCUCCGGAGC
Molecule: messenger RNA, 618 nt
Organism: Acaromyces ingoldii
Lineage: Eukaryota; Fungi; Basidiomycota; Exobasidiomycetes; Exobasidiales; Cryptobasidiaceae
Exons: 3
Cellular component (GO): Z disc; nucleus
Molecular function (GO): transcription coregulator activity
Source: RefSeq, a predicted model, not a curated record